AAUCUGUUAAAUAUUAAAUUUAAAUUAUUAUAUCCAGAAUAUGUACGGUAUUUACGGGUCGAGCCGUCUGGUAAAAAUUCUUCCGGUCUUGGGAUAUCCGUUUGUCCCACUCUGGCGGUCGCAGCUGAUUUCAUUUAUCAUGAAAUACGGCACACAUGUUGCCACCAAGUAUCCCACAUGUUUACGCCGACAGCCCAGGCAGCACUGGGAGGGAGGUUUAGUGCAGCCCCUAUCAAGAUAUGGCGCUACGAUAGACUCCGAGGUAGGUGAGUGUGUAGGUAUGAGGUGGCAGUCCGCCGUAGUCAUUCAGCAAUCGCCGGCGAUGGCAGACGGACGACGGAGAACAUCGAGUGGAGCAACAAACAAAAGCGUCUCGGGAGAGGACGGAUGUGACAGCGUAUCUUCUCCCAGAUACGCCAUCCUCGACUGUGAUGGCGGGAGUGAUGAUGCCUGGGCUCUGCUUCUCCUGCUCCAUGCCCGGAAGACGCACAACAUCCAGCUCCUGGCGAUUACAACGGUGGGAUGUGGAAACACCAAUCGGGAGAACUCCGCCCGCAACAUGAGGCGCAUUCUCAUUGCCAGCAAACGCACGGAGAUCCCCAUUUAUUUAGGGGCCGUGGAUCCCCUAAUCCCCUCCUGCGAAGACGAGAAGAAAUACUUCCAUGGACGUGAUGGCUUCGGGGAUUGCCUCGAGGACGAUGGUGAACCGGUGGAGUGCUUUGUCCAGCCGGAGCACGCGGUGCCCGCCAUCCAUGCCCUGUGCCAGGCGAGACCCAAUCAGAUCACCAUUUUCGCCGUGGGCCCAUUGACGAAUCUGGCAUUGGGCUAUACGAUGUACGGGGAGCAGUUUGGGAACAACUUCCGGGACAUCUUCAUCAUGGGCGGCAACUACCAGGGCGUGGGGAACUCCUCCCGGGCCGCCGAGUUCAACUUCCACUCCGAUCCGGAGGCGGCACACACGGUGCUCCUGAAGAGCCGCUGUCCGAUCACCAUCCUGCCCUGGGAGCCCUGUCUCCCGGAGAAAUUCAACAUUCCCAUAGAUUGGCGCCUCAAGGAGUUCGGCGAAAGGGCCAAGGAGGCCAAUCAUCCUGCCAUCACAAUGCUCAACCAGGUGGAGGCCGCCCAGUGGCUGCCCAUGAUCGAGCAGUACGGGAUUAAUACGUGGAAUCCCUGCGACGCCAUCGUGGUGGCUGUCUGGCUCUUCGAGGAGCGGAUCCUUUGCAAGCACAGCACCUGGCACGCCGCCGUGGACCUCCGGGGCACUCACACUCGCGGCCAGAUGGUGCUGGAUCAUCUCCGGGAGCGGGAAAAGUAUCCGGAGAACGUACGCAUCAUCGAGCUGGUGGACGCGGAGUUCUUCAAGCGGAUCUGCGAGUGGGUGGCCGGUCUGGAUGACGGCAUUAUAGUGGAGGGCACUCAAUAAAACCAUAUCUCUAGUAAUUUCCAAA
This is a messenger RNA of Drosophila ananassae, 1448 nucleotides long. Its product is annotated as pyrimidine-specific ribonucleoside hydrolase RihA. The transcript has 3 exons. The record is from RefSeq and is a predicted model, not a curated record. Bases 41 to 1423 code for a protein of 460 amino acids. NCBI's taxonomy places the organism in Eukaryota, Metazoa, Arthropoda, Insecta, Diptera, Drosophilidae. Gene Ontology annotation, molecular function: hydrolase activity, hydrolyzing N-glycosyl compounds.